GAAUUAGAAAUCGCAAAUAGUGAAUUGGAAAUUCAAGAUUCUUUUGAAAAACCUGUUUAUACGGUAUCAACCGAUGAUGACAAUGAUUCUAAUUCUACAAACAAUGAAUUAGAAAUACAAGCAUCAUCUGAAAAACCUGUUUAUACAGUAUCUACUGAUGAUGAUAAUGAUUCUAAUUCAUCAACUAAAAUUCUUUCGAAAGAUAGUGAUGAUUCUAAUUCUUCAAUCAAAGUUCUUUCAAAAAAACGAUUUAAAUCUCGAAGUUCAAAAAGUAAUAAACAUCCAGCAUUGGUGCCCAAAAAUAAUGACGAUAAUAUUAUUGCAAAUAUUGAAGAUCAG
Messenger RNA from Dentiscutata heterogama, 339 nucleotides. The record is from the annotation of a GenBank genome assembly. NCBI's taxonomy places the organism in Eukaryota, Fungi, Glomeromycota, Glomeromycetes, Diversisporales, Gigasporaceae.